Messenger RNA from Ichthyophthirius multifiliis, 1417 nucleotides. RefSeq lists its product as hypothetical. The record is from RefSeq and is a predicted model, not a curated record. NCBI's taxonomy places the organism in Eukaryota, Ciliophora, Oligohymenophorea, Hymenostomatida. The annotation marks the transcript as partial. The transcript is spliced from 3 exons.
AAAAAAAAUCAAAUAAAUAAAAAUGUAAAAUAAUAUAGAAAUACAAAACAUAUCUAAUUUUAAUGUCUUAUCUUAAAAACUUUAAGGAGAAAACUAAAUUUUAUCAUUUUUUUUAAGAAGAUUUGCUUGUGAGAAAUUAAAUGAACUAUAUAAAUAGAAAAAGGCUUAAAAUGAUUCUUAAUAAAAAUAAUUUUGUGAUAUAUUAAAAAAGUGGCUUUAGGAAUUAGAAAUUACAAAAUAAAGUUUAGGGCAAUAAUUAUUUUCAAUUGAAAAAAAUAAGCAAUAAGUAAUAUAAUACAUAACAACCAAUAUUUACAAUAAAGCUUAACAAUAAUUCUAAAACUAAGAAUAUAUAAAUGAUACAAUUUAAAAUUUUUUUAUGGCAUAAAAAUGUUUUGAAAUGUUACAAACAUUUGGUCCUUUAGGAAAUGAUAUAAUAUAAUUAAUUAAUGAUUGCUAAUAAAAAUAAAAUCAAAUUUAAAAUUUCAUUUAGAAUCCACAUUUAAUUUAGUAAAAACCUUAAAUUAAAGAUUCAAUUUCUUUUUCAACUUAAUAACAGCUAUAAUAAGUAAAUUUUAGUAAUUUUUAAAAUCCUUAAGUUUAAAGUCAAAAUAAUAAUUGCUAAUAAAAUAUAAAUAAUCAAAAUUUUAAUGAUUAAGUUAUUGGAUCCAACUAAAAUAUAUAAGUACACUAAGACUCUAUUUAAAGUAAACUAGCUAUGAGCUAAAUAACAAAACAUGAUAAUGAAUCUAUAAAUAGAAUUCUAAAAUAUAAUCAAGAAAAAGGUAUAUAUUUAUAAACUCCGAAACAAACAUAAGUUGGAUAAACUUAAUAACCUUAAUUUGUAUAAGAUUCAAAAGUUUCAUAAUAAUAAAAUAAUUAAAUUGUAAGCAUUUUUCAUAAUAAAUAAAUAUAACCUCCUUUAAUUCCUUUAAAUAAUGAUUUCAGUGUUUAAAGCGAUAACAUUACUAGUGGAGGAGAUAUCAAUUUUUAAUCCUAAAAAAUGAAAAAUUUUGAAAAUGAUAAUUUUGGAACACCUGGAUUUGAUAUUUCUAUGGGUUAAUAAAAAGACAUAAUUUAAUUAUAAGAAGAACAAAAAAAAAGACAGUUAAUGUAAUAAUAAUAAUUAGAACUUCAAAAAUAAUAAGAGGUAUAAAAUUAAUUAGAACUUUAAAAACAAUAAGAAAUUUAAAAACAAUAAUAGCUUUAAAAAUAAUUACAAAACUUAAAAGUAUAAAAUGAAGCUAAUGAAAUAGUUAAGGUCGGAAUUAAAGGAACUGGUGUUAUUAAAUCUAAGGCUAUAAAACUAUGCGAAAAUGCCAUUAGUUAAGUUAAUUAAUAUAAUCUGGAGAAAGGUAAAUAAUUAAUUAAGGAAGCUAUUGAUUGUUUGGAAAAUAUUUAAAUUAAAAAUUAAUGA